Molecule: messenger RNA, 441 nt
Organism: Caenorhabditis briggsae
Lineage: Eukaryota; Metazoa; Nematoda; Chromadorea; Rhabditida; Rhabditidae
Gene: Cbr-ttr-20
Product: Protein CBR-TTR-20
Exons: 2
Coding region: 1-441 (146 amino acids)
Cellular component (GO): cell surface
Source: RefSeq, a predicted model, not a curated record
AUGCGUUCCUAUUACCUCCCAAUGCAAUUUCUCCUAUUUCUCGCAAUUUUUGCAUCCUGUAUUCAUGGACUUUUGGGCGUCGGACGUCUUCAGAGUGUCGCUGUCAGUGGACGCCUCAUUUGUGAGGGACGGCCAGCGGCUGGUGUGAAGGUUAAGAUGUAUGAAAAAGAGUUUUUCCUCGAUCGAAAAAUGGCCGAAGUGUAUACAGACACCAAUGGAAUCUUCCAGAUAACUGGAAGAAAGCGAGAAAUUUCGACGAUUGACCCAAAAUUGAAUGUUUAUCAUAAAUGUAAUUAUAUGGGAUUGUGUUAUAAGAAGUUUGGAAUCACAAUUCCGGAUAAUUAUAUCACUUGGGGCUAUUCGCCGGAGAGAACCUACGAUAUUGGAACACUAAACUUGGCGAACAAGUACACCGGAACCACUACUGAUUGUCUUAAUUAG